Messenger RNA from Hemisphaericaspora subhashii, 447 nucleotides. Its product is annotated as U4/U6-U5 snRNP complex subunit. Gene Ontology annotation, cellular component: U5 snRNP; U4/U6 x U5 tri-snRNP complex; spliceosomal complex. Gene Ontology annotation, biological process: mRNA splicing, via spliceosome. NCBI's taxonomy places the organism in Eukaryota, Fungi, Ascomycota, Pichiomycetes, Serinales, Debaryomycetaceae. The transcript has a single exon. The record is from RefSeq and is a predicted model, not a curated record. Bases 1 to 447 code for a protein of 148 amino acids.
AUGGGUUCCGUAUUUCUUCCACAUUUAAACACCGGAUGGCAUGUCGAUCAAGCCAUCUUAUCCGAAGAUGACAGAUUAGUGAUUAUACGAUUUGGUCGAGAAGAACAACCUGAUUGUAUGAUAAUUGAUGAGAUUUUAUUUUCAAUUUCAGAACGAAUUAAAAAUUUUGGCGUAAUUUAUUUAUGCAAUUUAGAUAAAGUGCCAGAUUUUAAUCAAAUGUAUGAACUAGAUCAAGAUCCGACAGAACCUUAUACAUUAAUGUUUUUUUAUCGGAAUAAACAUAUGAUGUGUGAUUUUGGUACCGGGAAUAAUAAUAAAUUGAAUUUUAUGAUUUAUGAUAAACAAGAAUUAAUUGAUAUAAUAGAAACAAUUUAUAGAGGGGCAAAGAAGGGAAAGGGGUUAGUUGUUAGUCCGAAAGAUUAUAGCACUUUACGUAAAAAUGCAUAA